UAAAUAUUCGUCGUUUUUGACACUCUUCAGUCGGAAAUAUUGUUUCAACUAUCAUGAUAAUAAAUUUGCUUUUUCGGACCAUUUUCAUAUUGCAAUUGUUAUUUACUUGCAAAGGCUCUAUCCGGAAAAGGAUUUUAGUAGAUGACAACUUCUAUACUUUGGUUAACAAGCUAGAUGCACUGGAGAAAGAAGUCGCUACACUAAAGGCAAAUGCUGCCAACAAUAACACAAUACAAGCACUAAAGCAGGAUGUAGCAUUGCUUAAAAUGCAACAAGCCAAGCAGACAAAUACUGUGGCGUUUAUGGCAUAUUUGACGACCCACGAACGCGGCACAAAUCACCACAUCCUCUUUGAUGACGUGAAAACCAAUAUUGGCAACGCAUAUAACCCUCGUCAUGGUGUUUUUAUAGCCCCUGUUGAUGGACUUUACCAGUUUUCUGUCACUGCAUGUUCAGUAUCCCAGCACUAUAUCGUGCUAGAACUAAAUGUGAAGGACACAGUCCUCGGAAAAGUCAUUGCUGGCAACGGAUGGGCAGCAGCUUGCAAUUCAAAAGUUUUCCUUGUUCAGCUUGCCCAAGGAGACGAUGUCUUUGUCACGCAUACAACAACUGGAGAGUGGCUGUAUGCGAAUGCUGCCUACGGUGUACCUAAUUUUACUGGCCUUCUUAUCAAAGAAACAUAGGUGCUCCUUCCUUUGACCGAAGAAACUUGAUUACUUUAAUCAAGUUUAAAAUGUUGCAAAAGAAUGACACCGCAACACCUGCCAUGUACGAAUAUGCUAGAUUUUUGCUUACAUCGAAUACAUUUGCUAUUUCUAUCAUAUUUGUUUUAUUAUAUUAUUUAUAGCUUAUAUACAUGUAUAUACUUUACAAAAUAUUUGACUUAGUUUAUAGUUUAUACUAAUUACUUUAUAUUUAUUUAUUUAACACGAUUGUGAUGAAAGCUUCAAGCUUAUUGUAGCCACUCUCGAGUCCGCUUCAUGGAAAAACCAGUACUGGUGUCAUAUGAGAAGUCAUGUCGUGACCCCAGCGGGGCUCGAACCCACAACUAAUGCAUUGAGCGGCCGGCACCUUAUUUACUAGACCACCACUCCCCUAAUUUGACUUAAUGAACAUUUUUUCGCGAUCAAAACGAUUGACAGAGGAGCACAAAAAUAAAUAGAACACUUAUAUAGUAACAUUAUAAACACAUUUUAUACAGAAAAAUCGUGUUUACAUAUGUGACAAGCCAUGACAAAAUGGUCCCAAAUGAUAUUUUAUGGAUUUAUUUCACAUAUUCUAAACUGUAGAUGUGUACUUAACAUAAAAUUAUGAAAAAGUAUUAACUACAGAUGUCACACUUGACAACUAUUCCAGUUUUAUGUUUCGUUACAAAUAUUGAUGCUAAGACUGCAACUGUCUUACCGUUUUUAUUAGCCUGUACCUACCGGUUAAAUUGAUCAUCCUCACUGCAAGUCUGUAGCUGAAG
Molecule: messenger RNA, 1468 nt
Organism: Mercenaria mercenaria
Lineage: Eukaryota; Metazoa; Mollusca; Bivalvia; Venerida; Veneridae
Product: heavy metal-binding protein HIP-like
Exons: 2
Coding region: 54-683 (209 amino acids)
Molecular function (GO): protein binding
Source: RefSeq, a predicted model, not a curated record